Molecule: messenger RNA, 324 nt
Organism: Auanema sp. JU1783
Lineage: Eukaryota; Metazoa; Nematoda; Chromadorea; Rhabditida; Rhabditidae
Source: the annotation of a GenBank genome assembly
AUGUCAAGCAGUACAUACAAUCUCAGACCCAUUCUCCUACCCUCUCCUCCACACAAAAAGAUGGCCAUGGAAUCACCACCGGGUGAACUUUAUAAUCGAUCACCUCUGCCAUCAAUCGAAACUCUACUUCCUCAAUCACCCCAUUCGCCUUCAAACUUUUUUCAACCAAAUGGAUUUUGCUCUUUCAAUCCCGGAAAUGGCACAAUCACUCCCAUUCAUCAGCCAUUAACGAUUAUAACUGAUGAACGAUUUUUGAACGGAUCCAUGUAUUAUCCGACCCAGUACCCUGUUAAUUACAGUCACCAGUUCCAACCGUUGUUUUGA